UUAUUUUCAAUCGGGUGUGGUGUUCAAUUAUUCGAAACUGGAUGGAAGCGCGCUGGAUGAAAACAGCACACAGCACGAAAAUAAUCGGGGUUUUCUCCUCAAAUGGACUGAUUAACCGACACCCUGGAGAUUGAGGAUAUGAUAUCAGCCUGUGAAACACAGGAAUUUGUACCAUUUGGAAGAAACUAUAUCGAAAAACAUCCAGGAAUAUUUCAACUUCAAGUACAGAAUCAUGUAUGUACAGAACAAGGAGUGCCCUUGGUCAAGUCAUUCCGAGAUAUUUCCAUCACAGAUUCUAAAAAGCCAAAAGAACAGUGGUCAUUCAAAAGGCAGCAUAAAUCUUGUCCGUCUGACCAUGACACCUGUGAUGAGGAACUGUAUGUGAGUGGAAACACGGUCAUCUGGAGCCAUGGGGGGCACGGGGGAGUGCAGCAUAUCCUCAAAUCCUUCACCAUGGACACACCUGUUCUACAGGCACUUUGGUUUGAUUUCAUUUUACCAAAUACAGAGACAAUUCCAGAUCCCCCUAAUUCCUUGGAUAUUGAGGGGGAGCUUCAGUCAGGAAUCUGUGUGGUGGAGAUGGGCUGUGUAAGCUGUUUCUGUGAAACAGGAGAGGAAUACUCCAUGGCACUGCCAUUUCAGAUUGCUAAUGUUUGGAAGAUGAAGAAUGGCCUCCUCUUUGAAAGAACGGUGUCAGUAGCAGAGUCAAGUAAUGCUAAACGAAGUUUCCCAAAUCAAACCACAUUGUUCAGUAUGUUACAUUGCUUGGAUGAAGUUUCACCAGUAAUUAUGAGAACAAAUGCCAGUGGUGGGUUGAAGGUCUCCUACAUGACGGACACUUCUCAGCACAUUGUAUUUACCAGUGUAGAACCAUCCAUAGCCCUCAUGUACGACACACAGCUAGGAAUUCACUCAGCCUGGAAAAUUCAAAGGGCAAAAUUUGAGGACUGUAACUUAGUGUGUGGUUCAAUGGACACCAGCCUCUACCAUCCUGUCCCUGGGACUCCCCUCAACAACCAGUCCAGCUGUAGCUCGCGAUACUUUGGCAACCUUUCCUCCCAGUCACCCAGCGUGUCCCCUAUGAGAAGUUUUUCGGGGAGAAUUAGUUCCCCUGGCGGCCUCCAUCUUCCUCAGCCCAUCAGUCCCAUGAUUUCUAACAUCACAGCAUCCAGGUCACAGUCACCAGCCAUAACAAGUGGUUCUCUUCACCGAUUUCACACCCCAUCUCCUAGCCUCAGCAGACAUUCAGGAAACUACUUCAGAACACCCCCAGUUUGUUCCAAUAAUGUUUCCCUCAUCAAUGAAAGCUUUACAGAGUGGGUAGAACCUCUCAGACCAGAAGUCUGUUUAGAGCACAUCUGGACUGAGCCAGCUCCAGCAAUUAGGGAUGGAUCCCUGGGGAAGUCCAGCAAAGUUUUCCAGAUGAAAGAUCUCUGUGGACAGCAAUACCUGUGUUACCUUGUGUCAUACAGACAGCAGUUACGGUAAGUCAUACAGAAUAAUUAUGGUAAAUCAAAUUAUUGUAUGGUUCCUUGUGUCAUACAGACAACAAUUAUUGCAAGCUCAUGAGCUUUUCCAAUUGAGAGUUUAAAUCUGUUAGUGAUACUUGAUCCAAAUGGAGUAUUAUUUAUUUACAGUGGUGUAACCAAGAUAAAUCGCCUCCAUGUUUCCACACUGCCUCUAGGAUCUGGGUCUAUAGAAAUAUAUGAAUUAAUCAACGGCAGUAUGUGUAGAGCUGUGAUGCCCAAAUCCUCAGCCUCACCUGGGAUUGAGAAAUGUUUACUGUCACUAAGACACAUGUUGCCGCGAGAUGUCGCCAUCACUAUCCUUGGUAAAUGGUACACGGCCAGAAAUACGCCAGGAGGGUUAGGGAACCAGUCAGAGUGGGCUCUGUUUACCAAAACUUUGUUUGGACUCAUGGGAUACGACACAUCCAGACUAGCUUUGACUCGUCAGGAAGAUGCAGACAUAUCAGCUUCACCCUUGAUGCUUGCCAAAAAACCCAGACAGUCAGAUCAGGGCUCAGAUGAUGACUGGGAUACCAUGAUAGGUUCUGACCAUCAUAAGUUGGUGAAAUCUGUGUUUGAGAAAAGUCUGGGAUUUCAGGCUCCCAUUGACAAGUUGCAGACCUCGAAACACUCCCUCCCGUCCUCAGUUAACACUUCUGCUGUGCUGUUUCUACAGAUACCAGCUGUGUUCAUAGCAUUGCAUCUUACAUUUGAGGAAUUACAAUUAAAUACAACUCUAGUUGAAGAGGUUGAAAAUUUAGUGCCUAUUUUAUAUCAACUUUCAAGUGACCUAAGAAGAUCGAACUAUGCAGAUUAUUACUGUAGGAAAUUCCCAUCUUUGUUUGACAGUUGUAGUGAUGAAGAAAGCCAAAUAACGGAAGAGCAUCUUUCGAGACUGCAGUACCCCAAUUUAGAUUUUGAUUAUGUGUUCUCUGUUGAUCAGUGGGUUUGUUUUGCCUUGAGGCAAGUGGAGAGUAGACCCUUUCCAUAUAUUCCUGCUGUUUCUAAUCUUACUAAAAGCAUUAUUUCGCUGUAUGCAGUCCUGGUCAAACAGCAUAUGACAACAGAGCAAGCAGUGGAUCUUUGCCUAAGAAGGCUUGCCCCAGCAGGUCACAGGGGACCGGUACCAGAUCUGUCUCUCUCUAGAAGUUUUUCUGUGACAGUCCCAACAAACAGUGUUCAAGAAAGGAUUGUGUUGUACAUGACAGACUUAGGCAUGACUCUAGAUGACUUGGAAUAUUUACCCAUAGGUCUAUCCUUGCCUUUAAGAGAAGCAAUAUUUCACUGCAGAUAUAAUCCCCCCUCUGACUGGCCAGAAGAACCUUAUAUUCUCAUUGGACGUCAGGAUUUAUCACAGCUUCUGUCUCUUGGCAAGACCAAAAAAGUGUGUUCCCCAGGAAUGUAUUCCUAUAAGCCUUACCCAGAUGUAGAGGGAACACAGUAUGAAGAGGAUGGCAUGGAACAUUUAGACCAAGAGCUUUUGAGGUUAAGAUUCUCUGAAGAUUUACGGGUGUCAGAAGCCAGGCGACUUCUUCAGUCCUCACGUCCAGCAAGAAUUGCCUUAACCCAGAGACCAGAGGUCAGCGAUCAUGAUUUUAUUGAGGAGCAAGAGAGACAUUUGUACAAUAUUUGCAUAAGAACCAUGGCUCUUCCAAUUGGACGUGGGAUGUUCACCCUAUGCACAUAUCACCCUCUCCCAACUGAACCUCUGCCGAUUCCCAAGCUGUGUCUACAGGGAAGAGCUCCACCAAGAAAUGCCACUGUAGACUUAACACAUAUAGAUACCCCAGCCAACAUGAGCACAUGGCCACAGUUUCACAAUGGAGUGGCAGCAGGAUUAAGAAUGGCAGACUUUUCACAGGUUGACUCCACUUGGAUAUUGUACAACAAACCAAAAGGAAAUGAAUUGACCAAUGAAUAUGCAGGAUUUCUGAUGGCUCUUGGUUUGAACGAGCAUCUCAUACAUCUUCACUCCUUAAAUGUACAUGACUAUCUCAGCAAAGGUAGUGAAAUGACAACAGUCGGACUUCUUCUUGGUUUGGCAGCAGCAAAGAGAGGUACCAUGGAGUUUGCCACCACUAGGAUUCUGAGUAUCCACGUGGCAGCUUUCCUUCCUCCCACUUCAACAGAACUGAACGUCCCUCACAAUGUCCAGGUGGCAGCCAUCUUAGGUGUAGGUCUGGUGUAUCAGGGCACCGCCCAUAGACACACAUCGGAAGUACUGCUGUCAGAGAUAGGGCGGCCCCCAGGACCAGAGUUAGAUAACUGUACAGACAGAGAAUCCUACUCACUGGCCGCUGGGCUGGCUCUGGGACUCAUCAUGUUUGGAAAAGGCAAUGAGGUGAUCGGUACAUCUGACCUUGGGAUGGCAGAUACACUCUGUCACUUCAUGACGGGAGGACACAAGCGCCCCCUGAUUGGAAACAACAAGGAAAGAUACAAAGCCCCCAGCUAUCAGAUUAAGGAAGGAGACAACAUCAAUGUGGAUGUGACUUCCCCUGGUGCCACACUGGCUCUGGGCAUGCUUUACUUCAGAACUAACAACAGUGCAGUCAUAGACUGGUUAAGAGUACCAGAUACACAGUUCAUGUUAGAUCAAGUCCGUCCUGAUUUUCUAAUGCUAAGGACCAUAGCUCGAGGACUUGUCAUGUGGGACUAUGUCGUCCCAAGUUUUGACUGGAUCAAGUCAAUGAUUCCAAUGAUCCUCCAAGAGAGAGCCUUUGAGAGAAAACAAGGAGAGGGGGAGGAAGUCAUGAUUGAUUAUGAAACCAUGAGCCAGAGUUACUGUAAUGUGGUGGCAGGAGGCUGUAUGGUGAUUGGUCUGAAGUUUGCGGGAACAGCCAAUCAAAUGGCAUUUGGAACACUGAUGAAGAGCAUCAAGCUGGCUCUGACCAUCAUGUCCAGUCAGUCCCACGUAGAACAGACGGGGAGAGGUGUACUGGAGAACUGUAUGGUCACCAUUCUUCUCUCCUUAGCCAUGGUGAUGGCAGGUUCCGGUAAUCUUGAGGUCCUCAGGCUUUGCCGUAUGCUGCGUUCUCGGAUUGGACCCCCACAUAAUAUCUUUGUGACCUAUGGAUCCCACAUGGCAAUCAGUAUGGCUGUUGGUCUACUGUUUCUGGGAGGUGGCAGGUACUCCUUGAGUACAGCCCCAGAGGCAAUAGGUAUUAUGCUGUGUGCAUUCUUUCCCAAGUUUCCAUUCCACAGCAAUGAUAACAGGUACCAUUUACAAGCUUUCCGGCAUCUGUAUGUUCUGGCCACAGAAGCAAGAGUUGUCCUUCCUAGGGAUGUAGAUUCAGGGGAACCUUGUUAUGUACCUCUGGAAAUCAAAUUCAAGGAUACAGAUGACUAUUCAGGAGAAUGUUUUAGGACAUCUGCGCCUACUCUUCUACCUCAACUGGAUAAAAUUAAAGAGGUCAAAAUACUUGGACCCAGAUAUUGGCCAAUAACAUUUCAAAUUGACAAAAACUGGAGUACUCUACAAUUGCUUCUUAAGAAAAAUGGUGUUCUUUUUGUAAAGCAGAGGGCUGGCUAUUUAUCUUAUGUUCUGGAUCCAAAGGGAUACAGGAGUAUGUUAGCAAAAUCUUUAACUAGUGAUCACUCAAGUCAUACCUCAGUGCAGCCUGAUGUUAUUAAAGCAUUCACAUCCGAUCCUGUUAUUUCAUCAAUGGCUGAUUAUUUCCUUAAAGGAAAAGAGAAUUGUCAGAGAAGCAGAACCCUUCAAAAGUUGUCCUCCAUAUUGUACUCCAGUGUGACCCGAGAAAAACCUGAGGUCAUCUCAACUCACAUGAGACUUGAUCAGGUCCUGAACCAGUCCAGUUUCUCUUUGUCCCACCUUGGGAUUACACAACUGAAGAAUAUUUUUGCCUACUACUAUAGUUCCUUCAGCUUUAGGAAAUCUGGCAGCAUUUCUACUGCUCAGCUGCUCCAAAUGGAGUUUCUGUUGGCAUUAAAAUCUCACCUGGAGGAAAAGCUUGAUAAAUGGCAAGCAGCCAACAUGGAAGUUAUUGUGAAAUAUCUACAAACCAACACUGUUAGAGGCUGUGACAUGUCCCUCCUAUCGGCCUAUGUCACGUGGUACGAUAUUCCAACCCCAGCCGAGAUUUCAAAAAUUAUUGUGGAAGGAGGCCCUACAUUACCUGUGCUGUGUGCCACACUCCCACACUUACCUGUCAACACUGUGAUGCAGAUUCUUACAGCGUGGCAGGCCGCUGUGUGAUAUUAACAUGAACAGAUAGACAUCAUUUGCAUAAAAUAACAAAUAAUUUUGAAUUACAGGAAAUGAAUUGUGAACUAGAAAAAUAAGAUAUUUAUAACUCCAAGAGUUAUCAAUAUGUUCUGUACAGUGGAAUAAAUUCUUUAUGGAUGUUUAUAAUUUCAUGACAUUUCAUGCAGAAUAAAUUUUCAUGACAUUUCUUAACAAAUAAAAUCAAACAAUACGA
Saccostrea cuccullata (small rock oyster) is the source of this 5947-nucleotide messenger RNA. Its product is annotated as anaphase-promoting complex subunit 1-like. Gene Ontology annotation, biological process: protein K11-linked ubiquitination; anaphase-promoting complex-dependent catabolic process; metaphase/anaphase transition of mitotic cell cycle. NCBI's taxonomy places the organism in Eukaryota, Metazoa, Mollusca, Bivalvia, Ostreida, Ostreidae. The transcript is spliced from 53 exons. Gene Ontology annotation, cellular component: anaphase-promoting complex. The record is from RefSeq and is a predicted model, not a curated record. Gene Ontology annotation, molecular function: molecular adaptor activity.